This is a messenger RNA of Mycosarcoma maydis (corn smut), 1767 nucleotides long. RefSeq names its product mitochondrial 37S ribosomal protein bS1m. The coding region runs from base 1 to 1767 and encodes 588 amino acids. The transcript has a single exon. The record is from RefSeq and is a predicted model, not a curated record. NCBI's taxonomy places the organism in Eukaryota, Fungi, Basidiomycota, Ustilaginomycetes, Ustilaginales.
AUGACAGCCAACACCGCCGCUACGGCGCCCACGCAUUUCUCGAAACUGCUUCGUCAGGCGCGCAUCUCGAGCUUCGACCCUGCGAUCCCUCAAGUCUACACCGCACCACCGGCCUAUGCGGCUCGAGGAGAAUGGGGCAUGAAGCGUCCGCUUCCCUCUUCUUCGGCAUCGAUCUUUGGCUCGUCGUCCGGCUCGGCUGCCUAUCCCGGUGCACUGCGUUACAUCGACGUGUCGCAGCUCGAUUCCGCCGAAGGCCAGACCACGUGGAAGGAACGUGAAAAGGAAACGCUGUUUGUCAAACGUUGGGCCGAAGCCGACACGAAACUGCACGUCGUCAAGCCCGAAUCGGGCGGUCACACAUACACCGAGCCUGGAGCAUACGGCCCUCUACCCGCCACGACGUUUCUCAAGUCCACCGAGCGAUAUUUCCCCUCAGACAUCCCGGGACCGAUUGAACUCACUCCCGAGCAAGAAGCGCGUGAAGACGCAAAGGACCGCCAAGCGAGGCUGUACAACAACCAAUGGAGAAGCAUCAUGAAGCAUCACGCUGCACGUGGAGCUGCCGACCCGGCGUACAAAGGCCUGGACUACAUGGGUGAACAGUCGGGCUCUCGAGCAUUUGGUUUCGACGCGCAAAAGUUUACAACGCGUGCACGAAUGAUGACCAACUACAACGCAUUGUCGGACAAGCAUUUCGAAAAGUUUGUUGACAAGAUCCGAAGCGAGCGAGGAACAUGGAAAAAGUUUUUCAGCAACAAGGAAAAGGCUCGAUUGCUCGGUUUGAUCCGUAAGCGACAAGAGAGGGAGUAUGCGGCUGCGGUCAAGGCGCAGGAAGACGCCGAGAGACGAGGAGCCAGUAAAGAACCUCUGCCUGAGGUGAAUCCGGAAGCAGAGCUGGACAAAAUGUCAUUGGCAGAGAUCGACAUGCUAGAACAGUCGCGCGACGUCGAUGCUACACGCGAUGCUUUCCGGGUGUUGCAAGACAAGACGUUGCGCGAAUCGAGCAAGGCGCAGUCGUCAGCUCUGCCCGGUCGAUCGCAGCCCAACACGAUGCAUCCACACGCUGGCCUGCAGUACUCACAACCCGAUGCCAUCUACGCCAGCAUGCUUGCCGAGCCGGUGCAGGGUAGGGUCGUGCACGAAGUGUCAUCCAAGAGCGACCGCGAUCUGCGACGCUACGCCAAGAUCGCCGAUGGUCGAUCCGUGUUGAUCGGAGGCCACGUGAGUUACUUGCACGCCCCGCUGCGCAGCCAAGCGCCGGCAACGAUCGAUUGGAGUCGACAGGAGCCGCAACGAGGUACGGCGCUCUUCCGGAUCGUCGACGCCUACCGUACCUCGAGCCUGAACUUGGCCAGCGGCAUGCACAGGGACAUGCUCGCGCCUCGAAACGACGUCGGCUACCUCCGAUCCAACCUGGAACUGGUCAAGCAGGAUGCGCAGGGUAAGCCCGUUAACCAAGUUGCUCCGAUUGGAAGCGCUCAGUACGUCGGUCAGACGGUGCACGAUCCCACCAAACCAGUGCGACGUGCUUUGGGCAGCAUCGGCGCUGCAGAUGCAAAGAGGUUGUCCUUACUCAACGCCUUACACUCCUCUGGUCGAAAGUCGGACGUUCAGAAACAGCGUCGUCUCGGUCGUCAAUCGGCGUCCCCAACCCACACCCACGUCCAGUCCAACGCUUCCUCGCCCGCGUCCCCUACCAAAUCGACCACCGCCAUGCUCAAUAACCUCGACUCGCUCGUUAACGCUUCCCAGAAGAGCAACAAUUAA